AUGCUCGACGCCGGGGCGCGUCGUUUGGGUCGGUGUCACAACGCCCUCGUGACGGCGCUGCUCACGGAUACGUACCAGCUCACGAUGGCGUACGCGUACUGGAGGAACGGCACGCACGACCGACGCGCGGUGUUCGAGCUGUUCUUUCGAGCGAACCCGUUCCAGGGCGAGUUCACCGUGUUCGCGGGGUUGGAGGAGGCGCUGCGAUUCGUGAGCAACUUUGAGUUUACGGAGCGGGACGUGGAGUACUUGAAAUCGACGCCCGUGGGGGAGAACAUGGAGGAUGAGUUCUUCGAGUUUCUCCUCGGACUCGACGCGAGCGAGGUGAGGGUAUACGCGCAAAAGGAAGGGUCGGUGGUGUUCCCGAGGGUGCCGCUGUUGCGUCUCGAGGGACCGCUCGCGACGGUGCAGUUGCUCGAGACGACGCUGCUGUGUCUCGUCAACUACGCCAGUUUGUUGGCGACGAACGCGGCGAGGCAUCGACUUGUGGCGGGGCAAAACGCGAUGCUGCUCGAGUUUGGGUUGCGACGGGCGCAAGGGGUGGAUGGAGGUGUGAGCGCGAGUCGGUACGCGUACCUCGGCGGUUUCGACGCCACGAGCAACGUCGAGGCGGGACGACAGUUUGGGAUUCCAAUCAAGGGCACGCACGCGCACUCGUACGUGCAAUCGCACGCGGGAUGGGGUUGCGUGAAAAACCCCAAGCUAGUCGCCGCCGAUGGCUCGGUGUGCGAAGACUUUCCCGCGCUCGUGUUGGAAAAGAUGAAGAGUUUAGAGGCGAUUCGAGACGACAUGGAAGUCGACUUGCGGUGGAGCGAGACGAACACGAGCGAGCUGGCCGCUUUCACAUCGUACGCUCUCGCGUUUCCGAACGCGUUUUUGGCUCUCGUGGACACGUACAACGUUUUGCAAAGCGGUUUGCCAAACUUUUGCGCCGUCGCGUUGGCGCUUCGCGAGCUGGGGUACGCCGCCGUGGGGAUUCGGCUCGACAGCGGUGAUUUGUCGUACCUCAGUAAGCGCUCGCGAGCGUUUUUGCGUAACAUCGAACGUUUGCUAGGGACGAAGAUUGCGGAUAACUUGAGCGCGGUGUCCAUCACGGCGUCGAACGACAUCCACGAGGAGGUGUUGUAUUCGCUUCGCCAACACGGGCACGAGAUUGAUGCGUUCGGCAUAGGCACGCAUCUCGUCACGUGCUUGAAACAACCCGCACUGGGAUGUGUGUACAAGCUCGUUGAAGUCGACGGAACGCCGCGAAUCAAACUGAGCGAGGAUAUCGGCAAGGUGACGAUUCCUGGGUGCAAGAAUGGCUAUCGCCUCUUUUCGCAGACGGGAGAAGCCAUCGUAGACGUGAUGACGCGCGUGGGCGAGCCCGUACCGAAGGUUGGCGAACGGAUGUUGUGUCGUCAUCCGUUCAUGGAGAGCAAACGCGCGUACGUCGUUCCAUCCAAGGUGGCACCAUUGUUUGAUUUAGUUUGGGACGGCGCGCGCGGCGUGGACCCGCAAGUAGAUUUGAGUUUAGAAACCUCCCGCGCUCGAUGCAAGGAGUCGAUUCGUCAGCUGCGCGCGGACCAUUUGCGGUACACCAAUCCGACGCCGUACAAAGUGAGCGUGUCUGCGUCGCUGUACGAUUUCAUCCACGAUUUGUGGCUCGCCGAGGCGCCCGUGGGCGAGUUGCGCUAG
This is a messenger RNA of Ostreococcus lucimarinus CCE9901, 1677 nucleotides long. RefSeq lists its product with no specific name. The coding region runs from base 1 to 1677 and encodes 558 amino acids. Gene Ontology annotation, biological process: NAD+ biosynthetic process. The transcript has a single exon. Lineage: Eukaryota; Viridiplantae; Chlorophyta; Mamiellophyceae; Mamiellales; Bathycoccaceae. The record is from RefSeq and is a predicted model, not a curated record. Gene Ontology annotation, molecular function: nicotinate phosphoribosyltransferase activity.